Pochonia chlamydosporia 170 is the source of this 405-nucleotide messenger RNA. RefSeq lists its product as hypothetical. NCBI's taxonomy places the organism in Eukaryota, Fungi, Ascomycota, Sordariomycetes, Hypocreales, Clavicipitaceae. The coding region runs from base 1 to 405 and encodes 134 amino acids. The record is from RefSeq and is a predicted model, not a curated record. The transcript has a single exon.
AUGACCGUGGUCGGUAGGUCUUACAAUGUUCCUCUCAUCUUGUCAAUUUCACUUACGCAGUCCAGUCAAACCAAGGGCGAACACUAUGAAGGAAAAGGCGGCCCGCUAGAUAAGCUUCAAGACUCUUAUAAUCGCCAACCAGGCCAAAAUGACAACGAUGUCGUUCCUGCGCGGGUGCCAAACGUUGAGGGACUCGGGGGCGUGAACGACAUUGCCACGCAAGGAAAACAGGCGUCACAGGCGAAUGUUGGAAAGAAGCCGCCCGGUCCUGGGGGUUCGCAGUUCAAGGGCGACAAUUAUUACACUCCUGAGAGUGUGCCGGAUAGUAUUUCGGCUGAGGGGUGGGUUGCGCCGGAGAGUGUGACGGAGAGUAGUAAGGAGACGGAGGGCUAUUCUGAGCGAUAG